ACUAGAGCGGCGGCGGCUGGGGCUGCGGCGAGCGUGGAGGGUUAGCGGCUGGUGCGCCUCCUGGUCGGGCUCCGCGGGCCGGGGCGGGAGGACCAGCACCUGAGGCCGGGCCCGCCGCCCGCGACUUCACAACCAGGCGGCGGCGCUGCUGCUGCGGGGCUCCGGCGCGCGACCCGGCGGGACAGCGGGGCGGCUGGCGCCGGGGGCCGGGGAACGCCAGAUGAUGGAUUUGGACGUGCUUCCAUGAAGAAAUGCCACAUGGUCCGAGAGCAAACAUGUCCAGGCUACUGCCACUUUAGCGGACUAGGGCUCGGUGCCAAGGCUUCCCGGGUAAUCAGGCGUGGUCUGAUCCAGGAUCAAUGACAUCAUGACAGCAAGAGAGCACAGCCCUCGCCAUGGCGCCAGGGCCCGUGCGGUGCAGCGGGCUUCCACCAUCGACGUGGCGGCCGACAUGCUGGGCCUCUCUCUGGCAGGAAAUAUACAGGACCCAGAUGAGCCCAUUUUAGAAUUUAGCUUAGCUUGCAGUGAGCUGCAUACUCCAUCGCUAGAUCGAAAGCCAAAUAGUUUUGUUGCGGUGAGUGUCACCACCCCUCCUCAGGCAUUCUGGACGAAGCAUGCACAGACGGAGAUCAUUGAGGGAACCAACAAUCCUAUAUUUCUAAGCAGUAUUGCCUUCUUUCAAGACUCUCUUAUCAAUCAGAUGACACAAGUCAAACUCUCCGUGUAUGAUGUCAAAGAUAGAUCUCAGGGAACAAUGUAUUUACUGGGCUCUGGAACGUUCAUUGUCAAAGAUCUGCUGCAGGACAGGCAUCAUAGGUUGCAUUUAACACUAAGGUCUGCAGAGAGUGACUGUGUGGGUAACAUCACCGUGAUUGGCUGGCAGAUGGAGGAGAAGUCAGACCAACGGCCCCCUGUGACCCGGUCUGUGGACACUGUCAAUGGGAGGAUGGUUCUUCCCGUCGAUGAGAGCUUGACGGAGGCAUUAGGAAUCCGAUCUAAAUAUGCUUCGUUGCGAAAGGACACUUUGCUGAAAUCGGUGUUUGGCGGCGCCAUCUGCCGCAUGUACCGGUUUCCAACCACCGACGGUAACCACCUGCGGAUCCUGGAGCAGAUGGCAGAGAGCGUGCUCUCCCUGCACGUGCCCCGGCAGUUCGUGAAGCUCCUACUAGAGGAAGAUGCAGCCAGAGUGUGUGAGCUGGAGGAGCUGGGAGAGCUGUCCCCUUGCUGGGAGAGCCUCCGGCGUCAAAUUGUCACCCAGUACCAGACCAUCAUCCUCACAUACCAGGAGAACCUGACCGACCUCCAUCAGUACAAAGGGCCCUCGUUUAAAGCAAGCAGUUUGAAAGCAGAUAAAAAGUUAGAAUUUGUUCCCACAAACUUGCACAUACAAAGGAUGAGAGUUCAAGACGAUGGAGGAUCAGAUCAGAACUACGAUAUCGUCACCAUCGGGGCGCCAGCAGCACACUGCCAAGGUUUUAAGUCAGGAGGUCUCCGCAAAAAGCUGCACAAAUUUGAAGAGACCAAGAAACACAGUUUUGAGGAGUGUUGUACAUCAUCUGGCUGCCAGUCCAUAAUCUACAUACCGCAGGACGUUGUCAGAGCCAAGGAGAUCAUCGCCCAGAUCAACACCCUGAAAACCCAAGUCAGCUACUAUGCAGAGCGGCUGUCAAGGGCAGCCAAGGACAGGUCUGCCACUGGCCUUGAGAGGACACUCGCCAUCUUGGCAGACAAGACACGGCAGCUGGUCACGGUCUGCGACUGCAAGCUCCUGGCCAACUCCAUCCAUGGGCUGAACGCCGCGCGGCCUGACUACAUUGCCUCCAAGGCUUCUCCCACUUCGACUGAGGAGGAGCAGGUGAUGCUUAGAAAUGACCAGGACACCCUCAUGGCCCGGUGGACAGGGAGAAACAGCCGAUCUUCCCUGCAGGUGGACUGGCACGAGGAGGAGUGGGAGAAAGUGUGGCUGAACGUGGACAAGAGCCUAGAAUGCAUCAUUCAGCGUGUGGACAAGCUGCUGCAGAGGGAGCGGCUGCACGGCGAGGGCUGUGAGGACGUCUUCCCCUGUGCAGGCAGCUGCACCAGCAAGAAAGGUAACCCGGACAGCCACGCCUACUGGAUCAGACCAGAAGACCCCUUCUGUGAUGUCCCCUCCUCACCAUGCCCCUCCACCAUGCCCUCCGCUGCAUGCCAUCCUCAUCUGACCACACAUUGCAGCCCCCCUCCUGAAGAGUCCAGCCCAGGUGAAUGGAGUGAGGCCCUUUACCCGCUGCUGACCACUCUCACCGACUGCGUGGCCAUGAUGAGUGACAAGGCCAAGAAGGCCAUGGUAUUCCUGCUCAUGCAGGACAGCGCGCCCACCAUAGCCACCUACCUGAGCCUGCAGUACCGCCGUGACGUGGUCUUCUGCCAGACGCUGACUGCCCUCAUCUGCGGCUUCAUCAUUAAGCUGAGGAACUGCCUGCAUGACGACGGCUUCCUGCGCCAGCUCUACACCAUCGGGCUGCUGGCCCAGUUCGAGAGCCUGCUGAGCACCUACGGGGAGGAGCUGGCAAUGCUGGAGGACAUGAGCCUUGGGAUCAUGGACUUGAGGAACGUGACCUUCAAAGUCACUCAGGCCACUUCCAGCGCCUCCGCAGACAUGCUGCCCGUCAUCACAGGAAAUCGCGACGGGUUUAACGUGCGGGUCCCUCUGCCGGGUCCACUGUUUGACGCCCUGCCCCGGGAGAUCCAGAGCGGCAUGCUGCUGCGAGUGCAACCCGUCCUCUUCAAUGUGGGCAUCAAUGAGCAACAGACACUGGCCGAGAGGUUUGGUGAUACGUCUUUACAAGAAGUCAUCAACGUGGAGAGUUUGGUGCGGUUAAAUUCCUACUUUGAGCAGUUUAAGGAAGUUUUGCCUGAGGAUUGCCUGCCUCGGUCUCGCAGUCAGACGUGCCUGCCAGAGCUGCUGCGGUUCCUGGGUCAGAAUGUGCACGCCCGGAAGAAUAAGAACGUGGACAUUCUCUGGCAAGCCGCUGAGAUCUGCCGUCGCCUCAAUGGGGUCCGGUUCACCAGCUGCAAGAGCGCGAAGGACCGUACAGCCAUGUCGGUGACGCUGGAGCAGUGCCUGAUCCUGCAGCACGAGCAUGGCAUGGCCCCGCAGGUCUUCACCCAGGCCCUGGAGUGCAUGCGCAGCAUUGGAACACGGGAGGUAGUCACCCAGAAGAACUUGAGCGGCCUGGUGCCCAUCCGAGACUUAAGGCUAGACCCCAGCCUCCUCUGUUCCAUUCCUUUAUUGGCUCUGAGCCCCAAUUUACUGAUUGUGUGGCUCUUUCUGAGCAUAGCAUACCUGGUGACCAAAUUGCGUUGCAAAUGAGUAUCAUUCUGAAAAAUUAAUAAGUCACAAGAAAAACAAAAGUGCCAGAACAUGUCCAGCCACCGUGUACCUAACUGGACAGAAGGAAUGUGUCAAAGCGUGGUCUGCCAAGAAAUAUUUCAUGCCUUACAUUUUGACGUUUUGUUCUUCUGAACUGUAAAUAUCUGCCAAAUUAUUUCACCAAGAAGACUUGUUUGUUUAGCUCCUGUAGCAUCUUCAGUGCUUGUAACAUGUUCUUACGGUACCCUGUCACUGCACUGUUUAGCUGGCCUGGAAUUCCUUGUGCCACGUCUCUACCUUCUGAUGUACAACUAUCUGUCACCUGUACCUCUCAUGUGCCCUGUUUCCAAGAGAAACUAGUUCUGUUUGAAGAGAAUUUGUAUAUUUGAUACUAUUCUUUAAGUGGACUGCUAACCCUUCCUUUCCUUUCAAUGACAAACAAAAAGAAAAAGACAGAUGCUUUAUAACCGGCCCAUCUAGAAAAACCUAUCUAAUAGGACAUGUACUUUCUGCUUUCAUUUCCAAGCGUAGUCCCUGAAUUACAGUCGCAAACAGUUUGCAGAGUCCUACCAUUUCCUUGCUUAUGUUUAUUAUUUCCAAUUAAGGAUGACACAAAGCUGUGAAUACAGUAGUACACUGUAGCAAGAGCCAGGCACAGUCAGACACAGAAAGAUCACCUACUGCAUACGCCAGACACAGAAAGAGCACCUACUGCAUACGCCAGACACAGAAAGAUCAGCCACUGCAUACGCCAGACACAGAAAGAGCACCUACUGCAUACGCCACAGAAAGAUCACCUACUGCAUAUGCCAGACACAGAAAGAGCACCCACUACAUACGCCAGACACAGAAAGAGCACCUACUGCAUACGCCAGACAGAAAGAUCACCCACUACAUACGCCAGACACAGAAAGAGCACCUACUGCAUACGCCAGACACAGAAAGAUCACCCACUGCAUACACCAGACACAGAAAGAGCACCUACUGCAUACGCCAGACACAGAAAGAGCACCUACUGCAUAUGACAUUAGAUUUACUCUUCACCAUGUAAGGAUCAUUCAGCUGGUUCGAGGAAUUAAUGCAUAUAGUCACCAAAGGCUGUUAAAGUUAUAUACUUUUAUUUAUUUUAAAGCAGUAUUUUUCAUUUAAAAAUGAUAUCUUUAAUUGCAGAUUAAAGUUCCAACAUCUUUUCUCUCUUACUAAUCAAAUAUGAUUGAUAAUCAAAUCAAAUCAAAGAAAAAUUGCCAAAAAAAAAGAUCCCUGACUUGUGGGCAGUUGCGGUGGAUGGAGCCGUGAGAGCGGCAGGCGCUCUGGUUUCUGCCGGUGCCCCUCAGUCCUCACGCGGCAUUCCCUGCAACGCGAUGACGUGUAACCUUAACACCCAUGUGGGGCAGAGGGUAACUGUACACCUGUAAAGGUGACCAAAUAGAUCAGGAAGAACUCCCCACACCCUGUGCAGGACAGGCAGCGGCUUCUCUGUUUUCCAGUUCAUAUUAUGUUGUGCCCCCACUUCCUAUCUCCAGCUAGUUCCCCAUACACUGUAGUUGAUGAAGACAAUUUUCUUUAACCAGGCCAGAAAAAUGGGAAUGAAUUUAGAGAAGUUUGCUUUUCCAGAAACUUGACACCCACGCAUGCCCAGAAAUCCAGUCGACCACAAAAGUCCUCUCUCCAGGACUCCCAGACCUUACCCCGGGCUUUCUCUCAUUCGGUCUCAGCUCAGAGUCUGGGUCCUAGGAGUCAUGGAAGCGGUUAGCAAUGAAUGGCAAAUGCUAGACUCGACACUUUACAUUCUAAAGCGUAAGACCAUCCUGAGCACUGCAGGCUCCCCAGGGCAGGUGUCCCCUGUGUGUCACCCCGUAAGUGAAUCCACGCUUCUCCAAGUGCAGCGUGUUCACUUGUCUCUUCUAAAAUAAAUGAGGUGGCUGUUGUGGCGUAGCUCCUGGCAGCCUUCAGUAGGGAGUCUCUCACCAAACGCCAGCUCCUGGGUGGUGUAAGCUCUGGUAGCAUGACAGCAGUCCCUGGGCAGCGUCCUGUCCAGCCUGUGAUUAUUUGAAAGGCAUGUUUGCCUCUUUCCCUCUUUCACAUUGAGCCGUGCACUUCACCUGAGACCAUCUUGUUUGCAUUAUUUGAAAGCAAGAAACAGAGUCCACAGCCUCCUCCAGGUCCCAUUUCACAGCUUCCUGGUCCUGCUCCUGGUAAUGUGGUUCCAGUGCCUGCAGUGGUGACUCACGCGCACUCCCACCUCCACAGCAGGGCUAGUGGCAGGGCAGAGCCCAUGCACAGAGGGGGCCCUCUGACUGCAGACAGCACCCCUCCCUCUCCCAGGGUUCAGGGAUGCUUCUGUGGCAUCCUCUAGGGGCCCCUCCCAGGCCCCUGCCCCACAGCACAGAGAAGCUGUGCCCAGGCCGAGGAGCCCCUCCCAGGGGGCCUCAAGGACACCACGGCCUGAUCCUUGAUUGUCACCACACCUUUUCGCCCAUGUGGGCUUGGCCCUUGGGCUGAGAGAAAUGAGACCAAAGGGAGCGAGAUAAGGUUCUUGGUUUCUCUCCACCAGGGGCUGGGUGAACAUCAGUAUGCCGCCUGUGCGCUUGGAGAGCUACCAGAAGGACACCAUGAGAUUAGCGUAGGCAGUGGGCUGGUGUUGGCUUUUUACAACUUAAAGUAUUUGAGAAAAGAAACUCCGUUGCUCUCCCUUUAUGCUGAAUUUUAAUGUCACUAAGGCCUUUUAACUCAUGAAAUCAGGCCAAAUACAUAUUCAAAAUCUUACUUGCUUUAGUGAGAAAUAGGAUGAAACAAAGAUGGGGAGAUGAUUCAAGAAAGGGGUCACUGACAUUUAGUGAUGGUUUUUAGUUGCUUAUACAGUAGUAGUGCUGAGGCACUGUCAAUGUCAACCAGCUCCUGGUGUCCAGGGAAACCAUGAUCAGGAGUGGCUCUCUUUGGUUGGUCUUAUAAAAUUGUUGUGUAAGUUUUUUCAACUAGGGUGACAGUCACCAUUUACACCUAUGGCUUGGUUCCAGCAGAGAUUUUAACACGAUGGCCUGUUCCCCCACAAAGUGGCAGGUGUAGCAGCCACGCCAUGCUUGGCCAUAGAAUCACUAAGAUCCUGAUGACUGCAGAUGAGUUCUCAAGUAGAAGACCCCACUGGAACCGGAAAACUAGAGGAUUCCCUAAAAUUACCUGUCAUAUGGGGUGUCCAUUUUAAUUUUCAUUUCAAAAAUGGAUGCCCUUGGAAAGAAAUAAUUUGUUGAUAUAAUAAAAUAAUCGUGGAGCUUUGAAAUAAUUAAGUCCCUCUUGCUAAAAUCUAUCUAAGACCACCUCAACAUGUACCAUUGAUUCCUAAAAAGUAUGCAGCCAAUGUAAUCAGUGGAGGUGUCCUGCCUUAGGGCAGCAGCUUGGCCUCUGCAGCAGGAAGCCCCAGUUAGCACAGGCUGCCCUCGCCACCUCUACACACCUCGCCCCGGGCCCUCUUGCCAGCUCAUCCGCACAGGCAGGUGGCGGAAUGACUGUCGGCUUGUAGAUCAGCCACAUCAGCCGGAUUUUGCAAAUUCAGACAUCUGGGGGAAAGUAAAUACAAUUUGAUUUGAAAACUACGUUGAAAUGAAAGUAUAAUCUUUAUUAUAAUUUCACGUCUGAUGUGUUCAGCCAGCUAAACUAGGCACUAGCUCCUUUAGCAUGUAAAUAAAAGAUAACGUCAAAGUUCACAAAUUA
Macaca mulatta (Rhesus monkey) is the source of this 7060-nucleotide messenger RNA. RefSeq names its product inositol polyphosphate-4-phosphatase type I A (gene INPP4A). The record is from RefSeq and is a predicted model, not a curated record. NCBI's taxonomy places the organism in Eukaryota, Metazoa, Chordata, Mammalia, Primates, Cercopithecidae. Gene Ontology annotation, cellular component: cytoplasm. Gene Ontology annotation, molecular function: phosphatidylinositol-3,4-bisphosphate 4-phosphatase activity.